GCUUAUAUAUUCUUUUUCAUCCUAUUUCCAUUUUCCAGCAAAAUCCCUUUUUGGGGCUUAUUUUGCUUUUGGGUUAAAUUUCUUAUGCUUCAUUCUUUUCAAGGUGAAUGUUAUUUUCUGUUUCCGAGCUACUCUCAAAGCUAGGGUUUAUCAACUUUUCGGGCUUUAUUCUUCUUCUGUAAGGAAAAUGGUGAGAGGGAAGGUACAAAUGAAGAGAAUUGAGAAUGCCACGAGCCGGCAAGUGACUUUUUCGAAACGUAGAAAUGGAAUUAUGAAGAAAGCUUAUGAGCUAUCAGUUCUUUGUGAUGCUGAAGUUGCUGUCAUCAUUUUCUCACAAAAAGGAAGACUCUACGAAUUUUCAAGCUCCAGCAUGCAGAAGGCCAUUGGAAGAUAUCGUCAAUAUACAAAAGAAACGCUGAUAAACAAUAACUCUAGCUUAGAAGUGGAGCACCACAUGGAGCACUUGAAGGAAGAAACAGCAAACAUAGCAAAGAAGAUCGAGAUCCUUGAAGUUUCUAAGAGGAAGCUUAUGGGUCAAGGUAUUGGAUCAUGUUCAAUGAAUGAACUUCAAGAGAUUGACAGCCAGCUGGAAAGAAGCCUGAAGAACAUCAGGGCAAGAAAGACUCAAUUAUUCAAGGACAAAAUUCAACGGUUAAAAGCCAAGGAAAAACAAUUGCUUGAAGAAAAUGAAAGAUUAUCUGAAGAGUGUGGGCUAAGGCGGCAACCAGAAGCACCACCACCUCCCCUAACACGAAUAUCCCAACAGAAAGAAACGGCAAGCUGUAGCCAUAGCGUCCAGAAUUCAGAGGUGGAGACUGAUUUGUUUAUUGGUCUUCCUGACAUUUGUUGGUCGUAGCUGCUGGAAUAAUUUUCUCAAAUUCGAUACAAGCAUUAAAAGCAUGCAAAUGCAAAAAAUAAGGUAUAUACGAGUGCAAGAUUUUAUUUGUCUUUUACCCCUUUGCAGCUUCUUGCUAAAUGUAUCUAUAUUUCCAUGAAUAAUGGUUGUAAAGAAGCCUGAUUUAAUUGCAUA
Messenger RNA from Nicotiana tabacum (common tobacco), 1030 nucleotides. The record is from RefSeq and is a predicted model, not a curated record. Lineage: Eukaryota; Viridiplantae; Streptophyta; Magnoliopsida; Solanales; Solanaceae.